AUUCGCAAUCACAAAGGAAGAAACUAUGGAAGACAGAGAGGACUUGAGGUCAAUUUUACCAUUUCUGCCCCUUCUUCUUCGUUCUUCCUCUCUCUUUUGGCCGUCCCAAGUUGUGGAAGCACUCAAAGCUCUGGGAAGAGGGCCUCUUCAUAGCCAAGUUGACUCCGGUGAGCUCUUGUUCCUCGCCAUUUCCGACCUCAGGAACUCUCUCUGUCUCUGUACUCAACCUCUAGCCCCUUCCGCCUCACAAGGUUACGCCUUCUUCUUCGACGAGCUGAUGUCUGGCGUGGAAUCUAAGAAGUGGUUUGAAGAGGUAAUUCCAGCAUUGGCAAAUUUACUUUUGCGGUUUCCCUCUCUCUUGGAAGAACACUAUCAAAGUACAGAUAUGAUUGUAGAUGGAGAAGGAGGUGCUGGUUUACGCUUGCUUGAAUCACAGGAAGCUGGAAUAGUUUUCCUCAGACAGGAGUUAGUUGCUGCUCUCCUUUGUUGCUCUCUUUUUUGCCUAUUCCCAGACGAUAAUAGGACUUAUAAAGAUCUUCCUCCAAUCAACUUUGAUGAGUUGUUUGCGAGUCUGUAUGAUGAUUAUAGUCAAAAGCAGGAAAAUAAGAUUUGGUGCAUCAUUCACUAUUUUAAAAGAAUAAGCUCUGAUAUGCCAAAGGGCAUUGUCUCAUUUGAGCGGAAAGUACUUCCCUUUGAUGGAAAUCACCUUCAAGUUUCUUAUCCUGAUGCUAAUUUUUGGAGCACUUCUGUCAUUCCUCUAUGCAGAUUUGAGACUCAUAGUUCUGGAGUCAUAGAGGAUCAAUCAGGUGGAGCUCUUGAAGUGGACUUUGCAAAUAAGUAUCUAGGUGGUGGUGCUCUUCGUAGAGGCUGUGUACAGGAGGAAAUCCGCUUCAUGGUCAGUCCAGAAUUGAUUGUUGGCAUGCUUUUCUUGCCUUCAAUGGCAGAAAAUGAGGCUAUAGAAAUCGUUGGGGUGGAAAGGUUCUCCAGUUAUACAGGGUAUGCCUCCUCAUUUCGAUUUUCUGGUGGCUAUGUGGAUAAAAGGGACAUAGAUGAACUUGGAAGACGUAAAACCCGGAUUGUUGCAAUUGAUGCAUUAUGUGGCCCAGGGAUGAGACAAUACAGGGAAAAGUUUCUUCUCCGUGAGAUCAACAAGGCAUUCUGUGGCUUUUUGAGUCAAACUACACAUCAGCCGUGCCGGAAAAUAUUGCAAGAUAACAGAAGUUCUGAGCUGGUUUAUGCUUCCACCUCAACAUCUGUGGAAGUGAGCAAAGUACAAUCUGCAGAUGAAGCAUUCAGAAAUUCUCCAAAGAGCUGUCAUGGUGAGGAGCAGCACGAUAGUAUUGGGGUUGCUACUGGAAACUGGGGAUGCGGUGCCUUUGGAGGAGAUCCUGAAGUAAAGACCAUAAUUCAGUGGCUUGCUGCUUCUCAAGCUCUAAGACCAUUUAUAGCAUACUACACGUUUGGCUCGGAGGCAUUGCGGCACUUAGAUCAGGUUGCUGAUUGGAUUUUAUCACAUCAAUGGACGGUUGGGGACCUUUGGAACAUGUUAAUUGAGUACUCAACGUUGAGAUGGAAAGGAGAGACCAAUGUUGGCUUUUUCAAAUGGCUCUUACCAUCUAUACAUAAGCAUGAUGCUGGCAUGGACUGACUAAAUUCACUUGACCCUUAGUUGAUAGCUUUUCUUUUUGCCAGUGUCUGUUCUCUGUUUCUCUAUAGACAACAAGGUAUAUAGGUUUGAAAAUAUAUCAUAAAGUGUGAUGUGAACGCUUACAAAUAGUAUCAUUCUUGUACCAUGCACAGUGUUUUAUAGAGUAAAACUAGCCUCAAUUGGAUUUGGAUCCUCUACAA
Neltuma alba is the source of this 1848-nucleotide messenger RNA. Its product is annotated as poly(ADP-ribose) glycohydrolase 1. NCBI's taxonomy places the organism in Eukaryota, Viridiplantae, Streptophyta, Magnoliopsida, Fabales, Fabaceae. Bases 26 to 1648 code for a protein of 540 amino acids. Gene Ontology annotation, biological process: nucleotide-sugar metabolic process; regulation of DNA repair; ATP generation from poly-ADP-D-ribose. Gene Ontology annotation, molecular function: poly(ADP-ribose) glycohydrolase activity. Gene Ontology annotation, cellular component: nucleus; cytoplasm. The record is from RefSeq and is a predicted model, not a curated record. The transcript has 11 exons.